ACAGUUGUCUGAGUUGUAGUGUGUUAAACACACACAGCUGAUAAUUAUCGAUUCUUCUGUUUACAUUUAAUUGCAAAUGUUCAGCACACCACGAUUAUAUUAGAUUUAGAUCUUCUUCGUUUACAGAAAAAAAUGGGAUGUUGUGCUUCUCAGGUUGCUUGUUGCUGUGGACCGGCAUCCUGUGCUCUGUGCUGCAAUUUUCUUCCUCCCAUAAAUGAAUCAACAGGCACACGCAUUAUGUACUCCUUACUUUUUACAUUCACAUUCAUCAUACAAUGUGUCAUGCAAAUUCCCAAUUUGCAGUAUUUUAUUGAAAAACAUGCUGUUAACAUCUCAGAAAUCUGUGUGCUAUCAUUAUCAAACAGCGGCUGUGCUCAGCUGGUGGGCUAUACAGCAGUAUACAGAAUAGGCUUAGCUGUGACAACCUUUUAUUUUUUGUUAAUGUUGUUAACAGUUUGUGUUCCUUCCAGUAAUCAUUGGAGAGCCAGCAUUCAAAAUGGAUAUUGGAUUUUCAAGCUCAUAUUUUUAUGUGGUUUCAUCAUUGCAGCCUUUGUCAUACCCUCUGAAUUCAGUAUUUAUUGGAUGUAUGUUGGUAUGGUUGGAGGAUUUUUGUUUAUUAUUUUGCAGCUGAUUUUAUUAGUUGAUUUCUGUCAUGCUUGGAAUGCUACAUGGGUUGGCAGAACUCAGGGACGGAGAAACACUUGUGGGACAUGCUGUACAACUGUGGUCUCUUUGUUUGUAUUUGCUCUAGCUGUUGUUGGAAUGGUUUUCUUAUUUCUGUUUUAUGGUGCUUACGGCUGCACUACUAAUCAUAUAUUUCUGGGCAUUAACAUUGGCCUAUGUGUUCUGUUAACAUUCUUGACGAUAUUACCCUGCACAAAGAACCGAAAUCCAAAUGCUGGGCUACUUCAAGCUUCAGUGAUUUGUUUGUAUGUGGUUUAUUUGACCUGGUCAGCACUUACUAGUGAGCCAAUGGAAGAAAUUAAGAACUUUUUAGAUACACUGAAAGUCAAGGCUUCAUCUGUGAUUUCUGGUGACACUCAAUCUUCCACAAGUCGGUCUGUUCUGACCACUACAACUGAAAUUGUACCAAGCCUUAAUUACACCACUAAAUGUCGGCCUGACCCAGCAUUUCCAGAGAGUGAUCGUAUCUCAGCCUAUGUUGGCUUAGUUUUUAUGUUUAUCAUGGCUGUUUAUGGAAGUGUGCGUACAUCUGAUGAUGCUCAUAAAUUAGGAGUAACAACAGAAGGCAAAUCAUGUUUCUGCUGUCUGAUUACAAAAAGAGACAAUCCGUCUGAGCUUGGAGGUCAGAGGGUCAUUCAGAAUGAAUCAUCGCAGGUGGUGUAUUCCUACUCCUUCUUUCACUUUGUCUUCUGUCUGGCAGCUUUAAAUAUCAUGAUGCAGUUGACCAAUUGGUACAGUCCAGCUAUGUCAGAUUUAGACAACUUUGGUCGGAACUGGGCAGCUGUAUGGGUUAAAAUAGCCUCCAGUUGGGUUUGUGUGGCUAUCUAUAUAUGGAGUCUUUUUAUACCCAAGUUUUGUUUUGGAAGAAACCUUUCCUUUCCUGUGGACGAAACAGAUGAAGUGGAUGGAAAAAGAGAUGUGGAAGUAGCUGUUAAAGAGGAUUAUUCUCAAAGAAAACAAAGAGUGAGAUCAAUGUCAGAGCAGUCUGACAGGUCAGCAUCUCAUGGUGCUCUGAAGGAUUUUGGUGGCAGCAGUCAAGCUCUUUCAAAGGGUUCAAAAGAGAAUAUUGCAAUGAAAAAUGUCAAGAAAUCUCAAGAAAAUAUUUCUGGGAUAAAGGGAUCAAAAGAAAACCUGUCCAGAAUGGCAUUGUUAAAAAGUUCAGAAGAAAACUUGUCAAGAAUGGCAUUAUUAAAAGGCUCAGAAGAAAACCUGUCUCGGGCAGUUUUGUUGAAAGGAUCACAGGAAAACUUGAAAAGAAAUGCUAAAACUCCUUCACGUGAAAAACUACACAAUCUUGAUGAAGCUAAUGAAAGAAUUGAAGAACUCGGGGGCAGACGGUUGACUGGUGGAGCCAAAGAAAUUAUUCUAAAUAAAAAACUUGCCAGCAAAGACAGGAGUCAGUCUCAGGAAAAACUAGCAAGCAGCAAAGGUAAAUCUCUCUCACAAUCAUCUCUAUCUGGUCAACAAUCAAAAGCCCGGUCUCAAGUUGUAUAAAGCAACAAUGCAAUUUAGGUGUUUGAUGUUUUUCUUUCUUGUUAAAGUUUGUACAACCUUCUAGUCUAUAAGCUGUGAACUAUUUAUCUGUGUAUUCCUCUACACUGUGUAUUCUAUUCUGUCAUGAUCCUUUUGAUGUGUUACUUUAUACCUCCACACUGUUUAAGCCCAAAGCAGCCCUGUACAUUUUAGAAUCAUGAUAGAAGUCUUUGAAGUCUCCUACAGAGGAAUAUGAUGAUCAUAAUUCAGUGCUCAAAUUAAAUUCCUGCUACUAUAAAUGGGUCCCAACAAAGUUAACAAAGGCACCCAUAUUAUUAAUAGCAUUGUAAAUAUUAUUGUAAAUUGUGUUUAUAUUUGAUGACACUAGAAAACUUGUUAUGAUUGAAAUUGUUGAAAUGUAAUAUUUUAGAUGAAGUCCAAGAUAAACUCUUUCUUCUUUGAGUUACAAGUUAAUACUACCAAUAAAAUUUCUGAAAACUUACUGCAAGUAUUAUAUUAAACUAAUGCAGAUAUAAAUAAUGUUUUAACAAAAAUAAAUUAUAUUAUUAUAAUUAUAGGUUAUAAAUUACAUAUAUUAUAGUUAUGUAUAAAAUCUAUGAUCUUGUUUAAAAUACCCAUCAAGAGAAGCACUGUGUUUAUAGAUACUUAGAUAACAGAAUUAGCAGUGCAGGUACAUAUUAAAGUCUGUAUAAAGACUCAUUAUUUUUAAAGUAAGGCUUCACCAUUAAAUUCACAAGAUCCACUCUAGCACAUAUAAAUUACACAUGGUACCCUAGUUUUUAAUUGCAUAAACUAUAAUAACCACAUAACUCACUUUGUGUUUUUCUGAUAUAUCUUUGUCUUUUGAUAAGACUGUGCAAAAUAAUCUAUAUAACUAAACUUUGAUACUUCAAAUAUAUUUAUUCCUUUGUCCUAAUCAAUUCAAUAUGCACUCAGGCACCAUGUUUGGCAAUAAAUAUUUCUUCCUAAAAGCAUUAGUUUAUGCAUUUUUUUACCUAUAUGUUGUGAAGUAUAAAUAUAUUCCUAUAUUGCUCUGUUUUGUUAAUUAGGAAUAUUAUGUCUGAUUUAUUGAUCAUUCUUUGGAGCUAUUUAAAAUAGUGUGCCAAUGUGCAAGUUUUAUAUUUUCUUUUAUAGCAUAUUAUAUUUCAUUGCAAUUUGUACAAUGUUAUUUCUACAGUACGUUUUCAAGAAUGGAUUAGUUAUUUUAAAUAGUUUCUAUUCUUGUACAAAUAAUUUUCAUGUGGAAACAUUUUUCAUCUUUUUUGGAAUCUUUUUUUUAUUCAAAUAGAAUUGUACAAUUAUCAUUUUAUUGUAAAUGUUGAAUAAGUGUUUGUAUCUAUACUAUAGAUAAAAAAUAGAUAAAAAUGCAACUUUUUAUUUUCUAUAUUUCAGCCUUUGAACCAUGCUGCCUUUUUUUUUUAUAAAUAAUUUUUACAUAUUUUUUUUUUGUUAACUUGCUUUUUUUAUGUGUAUAUUUUCACUUUGUUACAGCCUUGAUAUGAAUGGGAAAAUUUGUUGACAUUUAGCCCAUGUUCUCACAUAAAAAAAAAAAUAAUUUGGCUCAAAAUUUCAUCAUGAUCUGAGUUUCUUGUGUUAAAUUAUCUUGCAGUUCUUUUGUACCUUUUGCCUAUUAGAUCAGUCCAACUCUUGAUUUCUCAUUCCAUUCAACAAACUGACUCUUUUUUUUUACACUUUGGUCUUUCUCUCUUCAACGCAUAAUGAAAAAAAAAAGAUAAAGGGGUUUUGUUAUGUCUCCUAUGUAGACAUGUUUUCCUCUGUUGUUGGUACGAUUUGUAUACAUCUUGGCGAUGCUCUCUUAUUUCUACAGCAUCAUCAUCAGCAAGCUGUUUUGACUUUAUCAUCACACUUAUACAUAAGUUGCUCAAGUAGUCCUAAUACCAAUAUAGAUUAUUUUCUGCUGGGGCUUCCAUUAAAGUAGAAGGAAACAAAAUGCAUUAGCCUUAGUAUUUAUUGAGUAAGAUUGUGUGACUUUUUCUGCUUGUGCUGGUAAUGUUUCCAUUCAAAAUUAUAUUCUAGAAAAAAAAAGGAACCUUGUCCAUAAAUGAACAAAUAAAAAAGAAGAAAUACUUUUGUUCUAUAAAGAAUGAUUGGUUAUCAGCACUUCAUGGCAGAUAGUGAUAAUUAGCCUUUAUUUAUUUCACAAUGUGGCUGUAUUUCACAGUGUACAAUACUUACCAGUAUAUAGGCCUACAUAUUUGUAUACAAGUAUUAUGUUGAGGAAUCAGAUCAGGAUUUAAAUCCAUUAUAUAUCUGUAUCUACAAUUAUUACCUUGAACCUUUCAGGGUUUGUGUGAAUUCUUCUGGUCUUGGGAGCUGAAUUAAUUCAUUCUAUGUACCAGUAAGGCUUUACGUCAGCUGAAUAAAUGUCUUUUUUUUAAUGUUGUAAUUUGUAUCAAUUAAUAGAAUUAUGAUUCAAAUAGUUUGCAUAAAUCCCAAAAAUUAAUCAAUUAGUUAAUAAAUUGUUGUAAAAUGUUUUACAUGUUUUGAAUGUUCCUUCAGAGUUGAGGAUAAUUUACUUCCUAGUCCAAACCUCCCGCAGGAUGACUGGGGAUGGCAGCGGGCAGGGUAUGAAAUUGAAUGAUAGUCCAGCAUGCAUACCACACGACCAGGCAGAAAUCCAUGUUGGUGAUAAAUUAUUUUGUCUGAUUUAAAAUAAGGGGAACAAAUGCUACUUAAUGAGAGAUGUGGAUAUAUAUAUAUAUAUAUAUAUAUAUAUAUAUAUAUAUAUAUAUAUAUAUAUAUAUAUAUAUAUAUUUAGUCUCCUUUUUACAUUUUUUCUCCCAUUCUUUGAUCAAAUUGAAAUUUUGCAUAAUUAUUCAUAGUCGACAACAAUGCACAAAUCAAUCCAAAAAUUAAACCAGUUAUCAUUUUCAGAUAGAUAGCAGUAAUUAGCAGUUAUUUCCCCUUAGAUAAGCUUUGAAGUAUUCUUUUUUUCUAUUACUUGUUUUUUCUCAACAUUAUAGUUACACUUUUAUACAUUUUUUUCUGUAUUUGACCUUGUUCUUCAACCAAAGUUAGCUCUAACUUCAUUGUUUAUAUUCUGAUCUCAAUUUUUUUCUAAGUUGAGCCAAGUCUAAGUUGUUUACCAGAACUUACAUUGAAUAAAUACCUUGUAACUAUGGCCAGCAUUAUAACUGCAAUUAUGUUCUCAUUUCUUUUCUAAAAUAACUGACAAUGGUUUCACUACCUCAUUGUUAUAUAAAUCAGUUUCUUUCUAUUUUCAGAAACCUCUAUUACAAAUAUUCUGUUUAUAUUUUGCUUAAGUCCUAGUGCCUUGAUUCAGCAGAAUUAAUUACAAAAUAAUUGAAAUCGAAAUGGCAUUUUAGAGACAAAAUGGAGAAUGAGAGAAAGUAAUUGAAAGCAAAAUGUGGUAUGAAAAUAAACUUUACUGUCACCAAUUAAAUAUUGACUUUAAAAAAAGACAGUAUUAUUAAUGUAUCAAAGUCCAAUCACUUUUACUUUUUAUGGGAGAAAAAAAAUGUAUGUACACUAAAAAGUGCAUAACUAUCAAAGAUGGAGAAUGAUUCAUUUGUAAAAUAAGUAACUACUUUACACAUUAUUUGUGCCUAAAAAAACAAUCUUUAUGUUGUCUCGGAAUACAAUGGAUGCGCCCAGAUGAGUCACUGGUUUUGGUUUCGUCUUGAGAUGGGGCAGAAUCUGGUGUGGCUAAUCAAGCCAAUUCUGGAGCGGCUGAUUUUACCACAGCUUUGUGCGAGUGUAUGCAUUGGUUUUUGGGCUAGGAGAGUUUUCUUUUCCUUUCUCUUAUAUAAGGCAGCUUUGUUUCUUUUUCUCUUGGCGAGGUUUGUACCAGCAUGCAGUCUGUAUCCAUGCAUGUCUUUGGCAAUUUCCUCCCACAUACUUUCAUUGAUAUCCAUGGUUCUCAUGUAUCGCUUGCAGACAUAUCUAUAGGCUAGUCUUGGGCGACCCUUGGGCCUGACUCACUCCACAAGCUCAGCAUAUAAGAUAUCUUUCAGGAAUCUGGCAUGCGGGUGACAUGUCAGAGCAAGCGUAGUCUUCACUGUCUCGGGAGAGCAUAGAUGCUGUGAUAAAUGGCAAAUUUCAAAACAUCCUGAUUGGAGACAUGAUCCCUCCAUGAGAUGCACAUUAUGCGUCUCCUGCAGCGCAAGUGGAAACUUUUAAAUGUAUUUAAAUCAGAUUAAAUAUUUUUUUUUUAAAUUUUGGAAUAGUAUCAUAAUAUUGUGGCUGUGUUAGUUUUAUUUUUUAAAAGCAAGAUUUCUUUACUUAAAUGUACUCCACUAUGUUUAGUGACUGGAUCGACAUUACAAAUAUUUCCCAAACUUCUCAGUGUAACUAAAAUAAAAUUUACUGUCAAUUUAUAAACCAUUUCAA
This is a messenger RNA of Biomphalaria glabrata, 6549 nucleotides long. RefSeq names its product probable serine incorporator. Gene Ontology annotation, cellular component: membrane. Lineage: Eukaryota; Metazoa; Mollusca; Gastropoda; Planorbidae. The transcript has 14 exons. The record is from RefSeq and is a predicted model, not a curated record. The coding region runs from base 133 to 2178 and encodes 681 amino acids.